Messenger RNA from Fusarium verticillioides 7600, 1093 nucleotides. RefSeq lists its product as hypothetical. The coding region runs from base 193 to 774 and encodes 193 amino acids. NCBI's taxonomy places the organism in Eukaryota, Fungi, Ascomycota, Sordariomycetes, Hypocreales, Nectriaceae. The transcript has 2 exons. The record is from RefSeq and is a predicted model, not a curated record.
GAAGAUGUGGAGGUGGGGUUUGUGGUUUUUCCGGUCCGGGACGCACUCGGUGCAGCCAACUCGAGCUAGAGGUGUCUUAUCACGCAAAUAAUUACCUUUCGGGGCAGUUCUAGCCUGUGAAUAGAUACGGAUGGCUAUAUAAGGUGGCCUAUUGUAUUGUAGGAAUUGUAAUCAUUGUCAGAGACAAACAAAAUGGGCCGUCAUAAUCUCCAGUACCCCAAAGACUCGACAAAUACCAUCAAACGGUACAAGGUCCACGGGGUUUAUGACCUCGAGACUGUCCAUAGUAUCGUCAAUACAUGUCCGAUCCUUCAUAUAUCGUUCAAUACACCCUCUCAGCCGUUUCCGGUUGUUCUGCCGAUGAUAGGACAGCUGGGGUCGUUUGACCGGCCGAGUUCAAGUCUGCGCGAUCCUCUGGAACUAUAUCUUCAUGGAUAUGUGUCGUCGAGGAUCAUGAACUUGGCUCAGACAUCGACGGUCGAUGGAGAAGAGAUCCAGGGAAUGCCCGUUUGUGUUGCUGCAUCGCACGUUGAUGGACUCGUCUUGACUCUGGCGACGUAUUCGCACAACUACAACUAUCGAUCCGCUGUGAUCUACGGCUACGCGACUACUGUCAAAUCCGAUGAAGAAAAGCUCAUACACGACAGCCUCCGUUGGCGUCGGAGAUGCAGAGCACGAAUAUCCUCAAGGUCAAGAUCACUUCGGCAAGUGCCAAGAUCAGUGCGGGAUCAACGACGGAUGAUAAGAGUGAUUUGGAGAAUGAGAGUUUGGUGAAUUCGACGUGGACGGGUGUGUUGCCCGUGUAUCAGACAAUCGGGGAGCCGAUUCCGGGUCCGUACAACAAGGUUGAAGUGUCUGAGCAUAUUGCAAGCUUUGCAAAGGAUACGAAUGACGAGAAGAAGCAGAGAUCUUUGGAUGCAGCCAAGGGUGAAAGGAGGGCGACUUGAUCGAUGAUUGUUUGUAUUUGAUGCAAUUGAUGUUUGAUGGAUAUCCCUCCGGGGGCUCCUGGCGGAGGGCCGUUUCUCGCUCCGCUCGUGCUUGAUCACAGACAUUUUUGGACCAUACCUUAGUUUCAAUUCAAUGAUUUGCACUC